AUGUCCGCCUGCUCCAACCGCGCGCGGCCGUCGACCGGCAAGCACACGCCUCGACUCGGACACACGACCGGGAUUGCCAGCAUCGUGUUUGACAAGCACAUCUGUGUAAAAAAAGUUAGGGUCAUCGAGCUGGGGGCGGGCGGGGAGCGCCUGCAGCGUCCCGCCGCCCUUGGCCGGGUCCGCCUCUUGCACGAGGACGAGCGAGGCGAGAGCUUCCGGGAGACGUACUGGGCGUGGUACAAUCUCUCGGCACGGGCCGCGAUCGGCAACGCGGCGUACGCGGCCGGGGUGGCGGCGACAGCCAAGGCCAGCGCGAGCGAGGCGGCAGACGCGCCCCUGCUGGGCGCGGCCGUCGACGAGCUCGCGCUCGACGACGAGACGGUCGCCGAGGCGAUCGCGGCGCUAGACGGAGGCGACGGAGUGCCGGGCUGCGGCGAUGAUGCCGAUGAAGACGCCGGCGGGUGA
Messenger RNA from Emiliania huxleyi CCMP1516, 465 nucleotides. RefSeq lists its product as hypothetical. NCBI's taxonomy places the organism in Eukaryota, Haptophyta, Isochrysidales, Noelaerhabdaceae. Bases 1 to 465 code for a protein of 154 amino acids. The transcript is spliced from 4 exons. The record is from RefSeq and is a predicted model, not a curated record.